Messenger RNA from Chara braunii, 1153 nucleotides. Lineage: Eukaryota; Viridiplantae; Streptophyta; Charophyceae; Charales; Characeae. The record is from the annotation of a GenBank genome assembly.
AGCCGGUGUACGCCCGUGCGAAGGAGCAAAUUGAGGUCCAGGCCGUAUAUCGAAGAGCGCGAUCAUGUUCCUUCGCUCCCCCCUGCUUUUCCCCGCUGUCCCGUUUCGCCCGUUUUUGUUUCACUUGGAACUCGAAACUCGCCAUAGGAGGGAAACUGGUGUAGUGUGAGUAUGCGCUCACACCGCGCCAGCGCUGCACGCACCAGCUGUAAGGGAAGCCGGUCGGCGACCGCGGCAACGAGUGAUGUGCGCCUUGGAGGAGAGAACUGGAGCAUACUCUUAUCAACAGAGAGUGCAGAAGCUGGAGCACCUGCUUGUUCACUCUCGGUCUCCUGGUCGGUAUCCUGGAGGCUCCACGAGGUCUAUGGAGGAUGGGAAUGCUGUCUCAGCCAUGGAUGCAAUUGGAGGUGGGGACUCGCCAAUCCUGGAGAGUCCUCCAGCAGCCUUGUCAAACGUACAUGACUUGUUCUUUCAUGUAGCAGCACGUGAAGAAGCACUACAUAGUCUUGUUCAAACUGGAAAGACAGCAUACAGUUGCGAAAGGAGGAGGAGAGCAGAUGAGCGGGAUCUAUUGAUCGACGCUGACAGAAGUGAGACAUUAAAGAAGGCAAAAUCAAGGAAUCCGCAUGGACUGCAAGCUGGCCUAAUGACUGCACCUCCUGCACAGGGUGUUGCUGGUCAGGGUGCUUUGCAAGGAACGAUGUCAAGCAUCGGGCCAGGGUUCACCAUCACCAAUCAUUCUUUUGGGAACAUGUCAUCAUCGUGUAGGCAAGGUGCUAGCACCCCAGACACUACCCGGGCAACCACAACUGGAUUAUUUGGUGCUGCAUCAAUGCUAGCAACAGGUACAGCAAGUUCAUCGCCAUUGUUUGGAGGACCUGUGACCUCUGCCACCUCUGCAGCAUCGACUUCAGGUUCCUUGUUUUUGUCAACUGCAGCGGCUGCCUCUGGAGGACAUCUCUUCAGCACACCGUCAGGAUGUACUACAGGGGCUUUAUUUGGAAUGUCUACUUUUGGUAGGAUUUUCAAGAGGAAAGUAUGGCACCUGUGAGCUCACCUGAGCCUCGCCCUGGCGAGCUCCACCGUCUCGAGUGACGAGCUUGUGCUGUUCAACUUGCUGCCGUGGUCAUAAAAGUAAAAUACAUAUUCGAUA